This is a messenger RNA of Prorocentrum cordatum, 4491 nucleotides long. Lineage: Eukaryota; Dinophyceae; Prorocentrales; Prorocentraceae. The record is from the annotation of a GenBank genome assembly.
AUGGCGGCCAGGCCGCGCUCGCUUGACAUACGGGAGCCGCAGAUCGUCGUGAACUUCCCUCUGGAUGCCUUGCCGUGGCAUCAUCGGGUUCUCCUGCACGCCAUGGGCGACGGGCGCUGGAUGUGCUUGACGCCAGAUAUGGAGAUCACGCAGCACAACUUGAACGAGCUGCGCCACUAUGUCCUCGAUCGGAAUGCGCAGUUCCCUCGGUGGGUGCUGGCUGGGCUCUAUGCUUUCGACCCCAUCGACCACGGGGAGCUGCUUGAGCUGAAGCGCCAAGCCCGGCAGCGCGCGGCGCUGCUGGGGGCUGGCGACGCCGAGGAUGAGGCGGACCUCGCUUGGGUGCUCGCCGAGCCGCGGGACGCGAGGUUCGGCGAGGUGGUGCCUGCUGACGUGGUGGAGGACCCGAAUCGUUGUGCCCAUCUGCGAAGGAAGGGCAUCGUGAUGCUGGACGGGCAGGAGCGGAUGAUCGAGCUGAUCACCCGCGACGAGAGGGAUGACUGGAUGAAGGAGCGCAAAGAGAGCUGCGUCGACAUCCGCCUGAACGGCGACCAGCGGUCGAAGAUCGGCCGCAGGGACGUGGACUUCCGUGACGCCGUGGAGCAGAUGGAGGAGGUGGAGCUCGCCGACUACACCGACUUAGGGCCGCGCGCGAUGGGCGAGUUCGUCACGUCGGUGGCCGUCGGCAGCGGGAACCUCACGAGCUACCAGGCCGAGUGGGAGCGCAUGAGCGGGGUCUUCUCAGGGGGUGCCCAAUGCCACGAGCACCGUUCGCUCCUGGAGAUUGCCCGCCGUGCGAUCUGCAUGGACCAGCUCAAUGUGAAGAACCUCCACUGCAUGGAGGCACUGGCCAGGCGGGUCAUCCAGAUCGAGAUGGCAGUACAGCGCAAUCCACGGCAUCCAGACUUUUCCGGUCUCGAGGAUGCCGUCGGCGGGCCCACAGGUGCAUCGGGCUCUGCCGCCGCCCCGAGAUACACAGAGUUUGUGGUGGCCCGCCAGAAGGACCGCGCCAAUAUAUUGAAGCAGAUGAGCAGGGCUCUGCCGCGCCUGAAGACGGUGGGCGCCCUCGACGUGGCCAUCAACGCGAGGCCGUCUGGCGCCCCCCGCUCCACUGUGCGACGGUGGAGAGUCAGGACUGAGAGGCAACGGCGAGUAUCCGAAGCGGUUGACAUGCUCAACUACCUUGCCGCCUCACGUGUGAAUUCAGGAUGCGACAAAGCUCGACGAGUUAGGCCGUACGGGGGAGCUCCCACAGCAGUGCAGCGCAGCGUGCUGGAGUCAGUCCAGGAGCGGAUCGACUUCUACGGGAACCCCUCGAGCGAAGCGGUGGACGGCGAGAGGUCCCUCCGGGAGAUCCUCAGAUCCACUGACCAGUAUGAACUGGAGCCGCAGCAUUUGGCGAGCUACGACGUCUCGCGCCUUAGGGUGCGCAAAGGGGACAUCAACCCAGUUCCCGUGACGGACUUGCUACCUGCCGAGGCUGCAGGUUUUUUGAGACACUUCCAGAGCCAGAUCGAGCUCUCAGAACCCGAGAUCGCCGAGCGUGUCCGAGAGGCUGGGGGGAUGCCCGAGCCGUACUGGGACCCUCGGCUUCGCGGUGAUGCUGAGCUCCGUCGUGACUUUUUUCGCCGACUUGCCAAGAUCGGCAUCGUGGGUUUCAGGCGGGCCAUCAAGUCCCGCUGCGGCGCUUUUUUCGUUCAUAAGAAGUACGGCAACAUCAGGUUUAGCUGCGACGCGAGGGCGACGAACAUGUGCCAUCGUCUCCCUCCUCGGACGGUCUUGGGAGGUGCAGCCUGCCUUUCGGAGAUCGACCUCAGCAGCUACGCUACGGCUCUGGGAGGCUUUGGUGGCGUCUGCGAGCCACGCUUCUCGGGAGCCGACGUCAAGGAUUGUUUUUACCAGCUCGCCAACGAGGAGAUGGGCAGCUGGUUCGGGUUCGACUCCGCGCUGACCAUCGAGGACUGGGACAUGGGCAUCACGCGCGUGUGGGGCGACGAGGUGGGAGACUGGACUCCUGCCCGAGCAGGCGAGCUCCUGUUCCCCUGCCUCCGUGUUUUACCGAUGGGUUGGGCCUGGGCGCUGUACUUCGCCCAGGAAGCUGUCACUCAGCAGGUUCGACGCUCUGCUGCUGAUGGAGAUCGGCAGCUCCUUCGAGACAAGCGUCCUGCGCCCCUCCUGCGCCCUGGGCGGCCUCUGGCCGCCGUGUACGUGGACAACUUCACGGGGGUGGGGGGCUCGGCCGUCGACGCCGAGCACGGGGUGCGGGCCUUCGAGGAGCGGGCUGCCGAGGCGGGGCUGGCCCUGCACGCCGCGGACGUGGCGGUGGAGGAGCUGGAGAGUUUGGGCCUGGUGCUGUGCGGGACCGACCGCCGCGUGCGCCAGAAGCCCAAGCGGGUCUGGCGCUUCUACUUCGCCACCAAGGCCUUGCUGAAGCGGGGCCACGCGACGGGGGCCGAGCUCCGCGUCUGGGCGGGGCACGCCGUGGCCCUCUUGGGGCUGCAGCCCUGCUUGCUGUCCAUCCUGCAGGGCGUGUACCACUUCAUCGGCGACGGCAGUCGGCGGCGGGCAGCGUUUCCCGCGGCGGUCCGCGGGGAGCCCCGCAUGGCCGCCAUCGCCUGUUUCUUGACCGAGGUCGAUCUGAGUGCGCCCCUCGCCGACGAGGUCCACGUUUCGGAUUCGUCGUCCUCCGGCUUCUGCCUGAUGUACGGACAGAAGCCGCUUCGUGCUGUCUGGGAUGCAUAUCGCUGGCGAGAGCGUUGGCGAUUCGUGGAGGUGGAGGCCGACAGGAGUUCGGACGCCUACACGGCGGCGUACCUCAACCAGCUCCGGGGCGUCACCGACGGCUUCGGGGCCACGCUGGACGAGGGGGCCCCCAAGCAUGCAGACGCCCGAGUUCGAGGCGGUCAGCCGGCAGGAGCCUGGCGCGAGACCGAGCUGGGGAAGCUCCUGUUUCGCCGAGCUGCUGUCGGCCGCGGUGCGCCGCGGCGCUGGGCUAGCCGCCCCGGUCUGACCCAGGAGGUGGAGUUGCUCAACGUCGCGCCCGCUCUGCCGACCGCCCUCACCAGCAGCCUCGGGUGGACUACCGCCGUAGAGGGUCGUUGGAAGUAUGACGAGCACAUCAACGUGAAGGAGGGCCGGAUCUGCGUGGCCGGCCUGAGGCGCUUUUGCCGGACACGCGCCCACCACGGGCACCGUGCUCUCAGCCUUUGCGACAACCUUGUCUGCUGCUGCUGCUUUGACAAAGGCAGGGCCCGAUCACACGUUCUGAAUUCGUUGUGCCGAAAGGCGGCCGCCUAUAGCGUGGGCUGCCGAGUUCGGUGGCGGGUCAGGCACGUCCCGACAGACUUGAAUGUGGCCGACGAGGGGUCGAGGAGGGGCCAGGCCCGCGACCCUGAGUGGCUGCUGCAGAAGAAGAGGGAGCGACAGCCUGUUGCCCCUUGGUUGCCGUCCGCGAGCUUGUUCGCAGGCGCGGCGGGGUUGACCGCCGCCGUGCGACGUGCUGGGCUGCGGACAGCGGCCCCGUUUGACAUCAAGAAGGGUGCCGAUGGCACGCUGCCUUGGCGGCACUGGUUCGGCCUGGCCGUCGUCUUCGUGCUGGGCGUGACGUUCCCGGUGCUGACGAAGCAGCCAGCCACCGACUACCUCACGCGCCACGGCGUCCUCUUCGGCAGGACGGGGGCCGCCGAGAGGGCCCGGCUCAGGAAGCGCGGGGAGGCUCUCGACCUCCCAGCCAAGGCCGCCAGCCGGCGUCGUCGGGCUGAGGGCAGUGGGCGUUCGCGGGCGCAGUUCAUGAGGGAGCUGUCCGUCGCAGAGUCCACUCGGAGGCUGUACACGGCGGCGCUGGAGGACUUCGAGGCGUGGUGCGUCGGGGUCGGUCGCCAGACCAACAAUGCAAAGGACGCUGACGAGAAUAUGGUGCACUGGUUUACUCAGAUGUUCUUCGAUGGCAUGGGUCCUGGGACGGGCCGCAACGGCCUGUUCGGCUGGAUCUUGCUGCGAGGAGAGCCUUUUCAGGACGGACGUCAGUUGCUCCCACGGGCUCGGAGGCAGUUGAAGGCUUGGGAGCGGACAGAUCCCGGGCUUGUUGGCCUACCCUAUCCGCUCAUACUGAUCUGGGCCAUCGCGCUGGACCUGCUGAAUCACGGGCUGGUGCGCAUGGCCGCCUGCGCGGUGCUUCAGACCGAUUUGCACUCGAGGCCUUCGGAGACCCUGGAGCUCUCAGAGGCCGACAUUCUCCGUAGCCAGCCCGCGGCGGGCCGUGCAUUUGCCGGCCGCUGGGCAGUGGUCUUCGCGCCGUCCGAAUCCGGGCGGAGGACCAAGACUGGCCAGACGGAUGACACCGUCGAUGUCGGGGUGUGUGGCCGUGAGUGGGUCAGAGACGUCGUGGCCGCGCUCAAAGACUCAGUCCAAGUCGGUGAGCGCGUGUUCGAUUUUGAUCUUGCCACCUAUGAGAGAGAGUUCAAAGCCUCCCUGGUGAGGUUGAAGCUACAG